GGUGGUCCGGGAAGCACUGCUGGCUCCCCGAAGGCGCCGCUGGCCCCCCGCCCCGCUCCGCCCCUCAAACCCGCCGGGCCCGCAGCUCCGUGCGCCACGAAGUUCCGAGGCGCGAGUCCGUGGAGGCAGCGCGCCCUCAGGGCUGGGCUGGGCUCCGCGCCCUCUGGACGGCCGUGACCGCUGGCCUUGAGCUGGGGCGGCUGACGGACUGAGCGCUAGGUUGGUUGCUCCUCUCAGCCGGCACCCCGCGACCCCCAGCUGCCUGGGCUGCUGUGCGCCCUCCAUCCGCAGGGUCAGUCUGCAGCCCCGGUGCGCCCGCGCCCUCCCUCCUCGCCAGCUCCGGCCAUCGCCACUGCCACCCACCAUGGCCCAUGGCCCCGCUCACACCAGCCAGGGACCAGGGUCCCAACUACUGCCGCUGCUGCUGUGGCUUCUGCUGCUGCUUCAGGACGCGGGUGGCAGCCACACAGCCCCCGCCCCGCCCGUGGCCUCCUAUGGCCUGGCCGGAGACAAGGACCCCCAGCGGUUCCUGGGGGACAGGGCUGCAGCUCUGGGCCCUGGCGCCCAGGACAUGGUCGCUGUCCACAUGCUUCGGCUUUAUGAGAAAUACCGCCAAAGGGGCGUGCGGCCUGGAGGGGGCAACACGGUCCGCAGCUUCAGGCCCAGGCUGGAAGUGGUCAACCAGAGGGCCCUGUACUUCUUCAACCUGACUUCCAUGCAGGACUCGGAAAUGAUCCUCACGGCCACGUUCCACUUCUACGCGGAGCCACGGUGGCCCCGGGCUCACGAGGUGCCCUGCAAGCAGCGGGCCAAGAAUGCGUCCUGCCGCCUGCUGCCCCCAGGCCUGCCCGCACGCCGCCACCUGCUCUUCCGCAGCCUCUCGCAGAACAUGGCCACGCAGGGGCUGCUCCGGGGGGCUGUUGCCCUGGCGCCCCCGCCACGGGGCCUCUGGCAGGCCAGGGACAUCUCCCCCAUAGUCAAGGCGGCCCGCCGGGAUGGCGAACUGCUUCUCUCUGCUGAGCUGGAUUCUGGGGAGAAGGACCCUGGGGUGCCCCGCCCCAGCGUCCACACACCCUACAUUCUCAUCUAUGCCAAUGACCUGGCCAUCUCGGAGCCCAACAGUGUGGCGGUGACAUUGCAGAGAUACGACCCCUUCCCUGCUGGAGACCCGGAGCCCGGCGCCGCCCCCAACAGCUCCACAGACCCCCGCGUCCGGAGGGCCACGCAGGCCGCCGGGUCCUUCCAGGACAACGAGCUGCCGGGGCUGGACGAGAAGCCAGCACAGGUGCCCCACGCCCCGCAGGGCCACAAGCACGCACUGUGGCCCAGCCCCUUCCGGACACUGAAGCCCCGGCCAGGGCGCAAGGACCGCAGGAGGAAGGGCCAGGACGCGUUCGCGGCCUCCUCGCAGGUGCUGCACUUCGACGAAAAGACGAUGCAGAAAGCCCGGAGGAAGCAGUGGGACGAGCCGAGGGUCUGCUCCCGCAGGUACCUGAAGGUGGACUUUGCGGACAUCGGGUGGAACGAAUGGAUCAUCUCUCCCAAGUCCUUCGACGCCUACUACUGCGCGGGAGCAUGCGAGUUCCCCAUGCCCAAGAUCGUCCGCCCGUCCAAUCACGCCACCAUCCAGAGCAUCGUCAGGGCCGUGGGCAUCGUCCCAGGCAUCCCGGAGCCCUGCUGCGUUCCCGACAAGAUGAGCCCCCUGGGGGUCCUCUUCCUGGAUGAGAACCGGAAUGUGGUUCUGAAGGUGUACCCCAACAUGUCUGUGGAGACCUGUGCCUGCCGGUAAGACCGGCUGCUCCAGGGAGGGAACCCCCGGUGCCCUCGGGCAGCGGCCUCCGCGCCCUGGAGUGAGAGUUUGACUGGAGGUGCAGCUGCAAUGGCCGGGCAGCGCACAGGCGGCGCACAGGCGGCCCAGGAGGAUCUGUCCCCAGGGCAUCAUUUCGGGGUUUUAUUGCCAGUGACUGAGCCCCAAAAGGACCCGAAAAUCAGCCCAGCCUGAAGGGGGCCACCGCCCAUCCCUCGCCCUGGAGGCCGGCAAGCCGGACCUGUCCACACUGUUGGCGGCCGUGGCAUCACUCCUGGCCUUCGCAGAAGCCUGCGCACCUGGGGCCUCGCUCCUCCCAGUGGAAACAGCCUCAUGUAAACAAUCGCAUUGGCCACAUAUUAAUACUGGAAAAUAGGCCUAAGCAAUAGUAAAAACGGAUGUUUCUUUUCCCAGAUUCCACUGCAGAAGCUUUUACAAUAUGCACAUGUAAUCAAUUUUCAUUUCUUUUUCUUAAUAUAUAUUUUAUUUUAAAACAAAAAGGGGAGCUGUAACCAUUCCACACGGGUAAUCGUGCUGGGUAAGUGUGCAUUGUUCAAACAUGCUUAUUGAAAUAACACGCAGCGAUAUCUUGGAACACUAAAAAAUAAUCGAGAUUUUUAUAUUUUUAUAAAUUAUACUUUCUCUACUGUAGGUUGUAUGUUAUGUGUUUUAUGGAAAGCUAA
Messenger RNA from Myotis myotis, 2490 nucleotides. It is a transcript of the gene GDF10, whose product is annotated as growth differentiation factor 10. Bases 365 to 1789 code for a protein of 474 amino acids. Gene Ontology annotation, molecular function: cytokine activity; growth factor activity. Gene Ontology annotation, biological process: osteoblast differentiation; BMP signaling pathway; SMAD protein signal transduction. The record is from RefSeq and is a predicted model, not a curated record. The transcript has 3 exons. Gene Ontology annotation, cellular component: extracellular region. Lineage: Eukaryota; Metazoa; Chordata; Mammalia; Chiroptera; Vespertilionidae.